This is a messenger RNA of Exophiala oligosperma, 1080 nucleotides long. RefSeq lists its product as uncharacterized. The coding region runs from base 1 to 1080 and encodes 359 amino acids. The record is from RefSeq and is a predicted model, not a curated record. Gene Ontology annotation, molecular function: oxidoreductase activity; zinc ion binding. Lineage: Eukaryota; Fungi; Ascomycota; Eurotiomycetes; Chaetothyriales; Herpotrichiellaceae. The transcript has 5 exons.
AUGGCCAACGUCGAAGUGCCGAGGACCAUGUUGGCAUGGCAGAAACACAUCCCCAGCAAGACACCGGUCCGCGUAGAAAUUCCUGUACCAACGCCACAAGAUGAUGAAGUGUUGGUUAAGAUCCACGCAGUGGGAGUGUGUCAUAGUGAUUACAGUAUCAAGGAGCUAGAAGUUCAUCCUGUGGAAUUCACAUCAGGAAGGAUGAAAUUCACGAUGGGCCAUGAGGGUUGCGGCGAAGUCGUCUCGAUGGGACCAAGGGCUCACAAGUACCAAGUUGGUGAUAUGGUGGCUCUACUGUGCGUGCCAGGCUGCAAUGGCGCUGAAUGUCCGGAGUGUUCUGGCGGAGUUCCUCAAGUGUGUUUGGUCGGUCCUCGAUACGGGGCCGGACCAGAUGGCUUCUUUGCACCGUAUGCGGUGGUCCGGGAGCAUGCUUCCAUCAAAGUUCCCAGGGGAGUGGACGCUGGAGUAGCAGCAGUGGCAACAGAUGCUUGUAUGACGAGCUAUCACGCUGUUAUCGACCGCGCACGAGUCACCAAGGACGAUGUGGUAUUGUUGUUCGGUUUGGGCGGUCUCGGGUUCAAUGCUCUGCAGUUGAUCCUGCACAUUGGCGCGCGGGCCAUUGUGGUCGAUCAACGGCAGGUGGUUUUGGAUGAAGCCGUGAAAUUCGGCGUCCGUAAGGAAGAUGUGGUUCCGGCAGGAACGCCAGAUAUUAGCGCAUGGAUUUGUGAGCGGAACAUCAGAAUCGACAAAGCCAUCGACUUUGUUUCUGUGCAAGAUACUUACCAAGCCGCAAUUGAUAGUGUUCGUCGAGGAGGUACCGUGGUAUUAGUAGGUCUUUUGAGCCCAGAGCUGAAGUUUCGUACUGCUACCCUGGUUCGAAAACAGCUGGAUGUAUUGGGGAGCUAUGCUGGUACAAGUGCUGAUAUUGCAGCUUGCCUGGAUUUAUGUGCCCAAGGUGUCUUGGUUCCGCAGAUCCAAGAAGGGAGUCUGAAGGACUUUCCGCAGAUUCUUGAAGAUCUGCACCAUGGGAAAAUCAAGAGCCGUAUGGUCAUGAGACCCGAAGGAAUGGAGAAGGCUUGA